UUGCCAUGGUCAUCCUCGAUCUCUUUCUUCAACUUUCUAAGAAAUUAAAACAGUUAACAACAACUACAUACUCUACUCUGUUUAAAGAAGAAGAAGAAGAUGUUGCAUUGUGUAAACAUGACAGUGUUGGAGAGGCAGCAAGCAAGAAGCAAGAAAUGCAUUCAACAAGAUCUUCAAGAAAAUGGAUCCUCGUUAUUUGACGUCUUCUCUGAUGAUUAUUCCUCCCUAAUUCACAUGCCUCCUGCUCCUUCUUCUUCUUCCGCCAUUUCCUCGUUCGUCUCUCCCAAGAAGAGAAAAUCUGAAAGCCACAAGGUGGUUGUUGCUCAACAAAGUCAUAACAAGAAGGACAAAAGAGUCAAAGUGAGUGCGGAAGAAGAGUCAUCCAAAAUGAGUGAGCAAAUUACCAACAAGGACGAAGUAGCUUCUGCUGAGAAUUCCAUUAAAGGAUCUACUUCGGAGCCUCACAAUAACAAACCUGACUACAUUCAUGUCCGAGCUCGCCGCGGCCAAGCCACUGAUAGUCACAGCCUUGCUGAAAGAGUUAGAAGGGAAAAGAUUAGCGAGAGAAUGAAGUAUUUGCAAGAUUUGGUUCCGGGAUGCAACAAGAUUACAGGAAAAGCUGGAAUGCUUGAUGAAAUCAUAAACUAUGUUCAGUCUCUUCAACGACAAGUUGAGUUCUUGUCUAUGAAAUUAGCUGCUGUAAACCCAAGACUUGAACUCAACGUUGAUGAUCUCUUUGCCAAAGAGGUAUUUCCUGCUUGUGCUCCAAAUUUUGAAAGCAUUGGAAUGGGAUCAUCAGAGAUGACUAAUAACCCUGCUGCAUAUCUUGACUUCAAUUCAGUUCAACAACUUGUAUCAUGUUCCAAUGGAUUAAUCAACAACAUUGGCAUGAAUAUGACCCCUUCACCAGACAUGGGUCUUAGGAAAACCAUUGCUGCACCCCUCUCUGUGUCUUUACCAGAAACAUUUCUUGACUCAUCAUCUUGUUUCAAUCAAGUUUUACCUCCUUCAAUUUGGGAAGGCGAAUUCCAAAUCCAAAACCUUUACAAUGUGGCUUUUGAUCAACCUAGAACAUCAUCUUUUCCACCUUCUCACCCAUUUACAGGUUUAGUGGAAGCUAGUAAUCUAAAGAUGGAGAUGGAUAUGUAGAUGAUGAUGAUGAUAAUAUCUCAAAUUUGCAAUUUAUUUUGGAUGAGCUCACUCCACAUGGGAAUGGCUAUCAUGAAGAUUCUUAAUUUUUCUUUUGAAGUAAAUAUAACAUAAUAUUGGUUGUAUACUUCUAAGUAUAUAGUAUGACUAUAAAAAUAAGAUUUAUUAUUAUUAAUAUUAAUACCCCGUUAACUUUUGGGUC
This is a messenger RNA of Arachis duranensis, 1351 nucleotides long. RefSeq names its product transcription factor bHLH63. Gene Ontology annotation, biological process: regulation of DNA-templated transcription. Gene Ontology annotation, cellular component: nucleus. The record is from RefSeq and is a predicted model, not a curated record. Bases 100 to 1149 code for a protein of 349 amino acids. The transcript has 7 exons. Lineage: Eukaryota; Viridiplantae; Streptophyta; Magnoliopsida; Fabales; Fabaceae. Gene Ontology annotation, molecular function: DNA-binding transcription factor activity; protein dimerization activity.